GACUCUCCUGCGUGUACCACAGUAUCAACACCUCACCUACAACCACCCGCCUCUUUGUGUUUACACCUCCGCUAUAGCAGUUUCUACUAGCCUCCUCACAUCGCCAACAUGCGGACUUCACAGCUCCUCGCAACCCUCCUUACCUUCUCAUCCCUUUCCAGCGCCAUCUCGUGGCCCGACGCCUUCGAAAAUGUGAAGGCUAUGGCCGACGUUGAUGGACUGAUCUAUGGCCGGGCAGACAAAUCUUCGGCCUCACCAGAACCCACAGCCUCAGCGACGGGCGACUCGUCAAAGCCAACCGACUCUGCUGCAGCAUCUAGCGGAGAAAGCGCUGCCGCAACAACAGGAGGCAAAGAUGCGAAGUCGACAGGGAAGAGUGAGAGCACGGGGAAAAGCACUGGAAAGGUUACUGGCAAAGUGAGCUCGGCGACCGGCAGCAAAGUCACCAAAUCCGCAAGCAUCAGCGAUUUCGAUCCGCGGUUGCCAGCCGGGGGUAUCCAGUUGGUCACCCCAGCUGCCCUUGCUGGCCCUCAAUUCUACAAAAUUGGCGACUGGGUCACUUUUGCCUGGAACUACACCAGCUUGUCCGUCACACCCACCGCCGUCGACAUCCUCGCGAGUUGCACCGCCAACCAAGGAACAUACACACUUGCUGUCAACCAGUCUACCCAAGAGACCGGCGAAGUGCUAUGGGAUACUGGUGCAUACCAAGCGACUGGCACUCUACCACUCCUGACCGAAACCUACACCCUCAUGAUCUACGACGCAGAUAGUAGCGUCAGCGCGACACCAAAGGCAGGAUAUCUGGCUGUAUACAACCAAUACACCUUUGGAAUGUACACCCCACAACCGUACACUCCAUUUGCUGAUUUCCAAUGCGCAACUUGCAAUGCUGCUCUCUCAAGUAGCGAACGACAAACACUCGGCUUCCUCCUCGGCAUGGGGACGAUUACUGUUCUCUCCUUCGGAUGGUUCGCCGGCAGCUUCGGUCUAUUCUAAACACCUACCACUCUCUUUCGACUAUGUCACCACCUCUCUUAGAACCUACUCGUCUUAUGUCAAGACUUUAUUAUGCAUAAAUCGGCGUAUUCGAUCACUCUGCUUUCACCAAAACACGACA
Molecule: messenger RNA, 1120 nt
Organism: Mytilinidion resinicola
Lineage: Eukaryota; Fungi; Ascomycota; Dothideomycetes; Mytilinidiales; Mytilinidiaceae
Exons: 3
Coding region: 109-999 (296 amino acids)
Source: RefSeq, a predicted model, not a curated record